Juglans regia (Persian walnut) is the source of this 999-nucleotide messenger RNA. RefSeq lists its product as uncharacterized. Gene Ontology annotation, molecular function: catalytic activity. The coding region runs from base 1 to 999 and encodes 332 amino acids. Lineage: Eukaryota; Viridiplantae; Streptophyta; Magnoliopsida; Fagales; Juglandaceae. The transcript has a single exon. The record is from RefSeq and is a predicted model, not a curated record.
AUGGUAGUUUUGUUGGAGCCUUUCCAGAAUUUUGAUAAAGCUCAAUCUUACAUGCGGGCUCUUCACUUUGAUAAUGUAAUAUCUAAUGAAGAAGUUGGUGGGAAAAUAUGGGUAUUGUGGAUGAAUGAUUUAACUAUACAGAUUAUUCGGAUGACAUCGCAGUUCUUGUCUUUAAGUAUAGCUAAGGGUCAGUUUCAGUUUUUGGGUAACUUUAUUUAUGCAAAGUGUAAUAUGAUGGAUAGGCGGGUUUUAUGGGAGGACUUGAGGUGGAAUAGUAUGAAUGAGGAUCCUUGUUUGUUUGCUGGCGACUUUAACAUUAUUUGUAUGGAUUUGGAAGGGAGGGGUGGUCGUUCUAGGCCAAUAGCAGCAAUGGAUCAUUUUAACCAAUGGAUUCAUGAGGGUGAUUUAAUUGAUUUAAGUUCACAUAGUAGUAAAUUUUCUUGGUGUAAUGGUCAGAGUGGAUUAGCUAGAGCUUGGGCUAAGCUGGAUCGUGUUUUAUUGGAUGCUAAUUUAAUGUCUUUUUUCCCUAAUGCAUCUUGUUCGUAUUUACCAAGGACGACUUCGGAUCAUUGUUCCAUGCUGAUAGAACUUCUUAAGGAUCCUUAUUCCUAUGGUCCUCCUCCAUUUAGAUUUCAACAAAUGUGGGUUGAGCACCCAGAAUUUAUAGAUUUUGUAAAGCAGGUGUGGUCUGUGCCGGUGGUUGGGACAGGUCUUGUUAAUCUUGCUUUUAAGCUUAAAAAGGUUAAGGUGGCUCUUUGUGAAUGGAAUAAGUGGGUGUUUGGUAGGACCAAUGCUCAUAUUGAAUCUUUGGAAGUGAAGGUUGAGGGUCUUGAAGGGUGUCUGCAAAGAGAGUGGGAUAUAGUUGCCGAGAGGGAGCUUGUGGUGGCCUCGGUUGAGUUGUCCUCUUGGAGAUGUAGGGAAGAUAUCAGAUUAGCUCAAAUGGCUAAAAUAAAAUGGAACAUGGAAGCUGAUCGUAAUGCUAAAUUUUUUCAUGUGUGA